AUGGCCGCCGUCACGAUCGACCACACAGCGUUCCCCUACCUCAUCGACGUGAUAAUGGGGUACGCCGACAUGAGCGCCCUUGUCGCCUUCCGCACCACCUCCAGCACCUUCCGCCGCCGCGUCGACGGUAUCCUCCUCAAGCACGUCGUCAUCACCUACAAGUAUCCCAACGUGACACACAACAUCUCCUUCAAGACCCCACCUGGCUCGCUCCUCACGGUCGGCACCGUGGUCCGUCGUCUCCCCCUUGCCCCCAAGUUCGUCCAAGUCGCCGACAUUCAAUACUACCCUUAUCGCGGCGAAACCAUGUCGCCCAGCCCCGCCGACUUCAAGUCGAUCCACACCAUUCGUCGCUCUGCCCACAUGGUGUCUCAGCGCGGCACCAACUACUUCAAGAACGCAUCCCACCGCAGCUUGAACUGA
Molecule: messenger RNA, 423 nt
Organism: Vanrija pseudolonga
Lineage: Eukaryota; Fungi; Basidiomycota; Tremellomycetes; Trichosporonales; Trichosporonaceae
Exons: 1
Coding region: 1-423 (140 amino acids)
Source: RefSeq, a predicted model, not a curated record